This is a messenger RNA of Ochlerotatus camptorhynchus, 1449 nucleotides long. RefSeq lists its product as uncharacterized. The record is from RefSeq and is a predicted model, not a curated record. Gene Ontology annotation, molecular function: zinc ion binding; nucleic acid binding. Bases 1 to 1449 code for a protein of 482 amino acids. Lineage: Eukaryota; Metazoa; Arthropoda; Insecta; Diptera; Culicidae. The transcript has 2 exons.
AUGAUUAUCGUUGGUGCCGUGACCAGGAUUCCUGGUUUUCCCGUUCCCAACCACUCAAACUGUCUGCAUAGUGUCGACGAUAUUGAGGAACAGCUCGACAUGCCCGACGAAAAGCGCAUGAAAAUAAAGGAAGCCAAACGACGGAACGCCAUCGAUGGCUUCAAGCGCAUGGACUUGUUCCUCGCCAACUACAUUCCUGAACAACACCAGCACGAAGUUACACUUCGCUUGGAACGUGUGGAGAAAAUAUGGGAAGUGUUCGAGACCAUACAGGACGAGUACGAAGAUAUGGAUGACGAGGAAGAAUUCGUAAAGAAGAACCUGGAGUUGCGUGCCCAAGUGGAGCAGCUGUAUUUCCGUGUGAAAGCUGGGCUUGCUACGAAGUUGCCACCUUCUCCCGUUCCUGUUGUUUCUGGACCUUCCACUGCACCACCCGUUACGCCUACUCUCGCCAACGUGAAGUUACCAACCAUAUCGCUCCCCGAGUUCGAUGGUGAUUUUAAUACCUGGUUGACUUUCCACGAUACUUUCUUGUCGAUGAUUCACUCGUCGACAGAAAUUUCCCAGGUACAGAAAUUUCACUACCUCCGGGCUGCUUUGAAGGGUGAAGCAGCCAAUUUGAUACAGUCGGUAACAAUAACGGCCAACAACUACGCCGUAGCAUGGCAGACGUUGGUCAACCGAUACUCCAACAAGGCCAUCCUCCGUAAGAAACAUAUUCGGGCCCUACUCAAGCAUCCCACGAUUCCGAACAACAACGUUGAUGCCCUUCACAAGAUCGUGGAUGAGUUCCAACGCCACACUAAGGUUCUGGAACAGCUUGGUGAACCAGUGGAUCAGUUUAGCUCUAUUCUCAUCGAAUUGCUUGAGGAUAAACUGGAUGAUGCGUCGCUCACUGCCUGGGAGGAAUCAGUCGCCGUUGACGAACAUCCCACCUACGACAAGAUGGUCGAGUUUCUGCAGAAACGUGCCCGAAUUCUGGGGACGAUUGCCAUAAAUCAGCCGCAGCAUGCCAGCCCCAAGCCUGGCAACCAGUUCCCCGCAUCGAAGAAACCAAAUCAGCCUCGCUUAAGCACCAUCGCGGCGGCUGAGAUCCCGUCAAAGAUCUUCCCGAUCUGCCCAGCCUGCGACAAGCAGAAACACUCGCUUUUCGACUGUUCCGUAUUCAACGGACUAGAUACGAAAGGCCGCCUGAAGGUGGUCACGGACAAGAAGCUCUGCAGCAAUUGCCUCCGUAGCGAUCAUUUUGCCCGAAACUGCCGCUCCAAAUUCAGCUGCAAGCACUGCGGUAAGCGGCAUCACUCUAUGAUACACCCAGGUCCGUUCGAGAUGAAUAAGUCUACUUCCGAAGAUAGUGCCACGAUCAGUUCCGAAAAUUUUCCGCCUGGCAUUUCCAGUGUUUCAACUGCUGUAGUAGCAACACCCGCUCCAGAGUCAUAUCAACGGUGA